Molecule: messenger RNA, 1031 nt
Organism: Rhinolophus ferrumequinum (greater horseshoe bat)
Lineage: Eukaryota; Metazoa; Chordata; Mammalia; Chiroptera; Rhinolophidae
Gene: U2AF1
Product: U2 small nuclear RNA auxiliary factor 1
Exons: 9
Coding region: 395-892 (165 amino acids)
Biological process (GO): mRNA splicing, via spliceosome
Cellular component (GO): spliceosomal complex; U2AF complex
Molecular function (GO): pre-mRNA 3'-splice site binding; metal ion binding
Source: RefSeq, a predicted model, not a curated record
CGUCGGGGCGGGACGAGCGUCGUCGCGUCCGGGUGACGUUUCUCGCGGGCGUCGGGCAGGGUCGGCGGCGUCGGCAGCACUGGCGGCGGCGGCGGCGGCGGGUGGGAAAUGGCGGAGUACUUGGCCUCCAUCUUCGGCACCGAGAAAGACAAAGUCAACUGUUCAUUUUAUUUCAAAAUUGGAGCAUGUCGUCAUGGGGACAGAUGCUCUCGGUUGCACAAUAAACCGACCUUUAGCCAGACCAUCUUGAUUCAAAACAUCUAUCGUAACCCCCAAAACAGUGCACAGACGGCUGACGGCUCACACUACCAUUGCCCUCUUGAACAUUUACCGUAACCCUCAAAACUCUUCCCAGUCUGCUGACGGUUUGCGCUGUGCUGUGAGCGACGUGGAGAUGCAGGAACACUAUGAUGAGUUUUUUGAGGAGGUCUUUACAGAAAUGGAGGAGAAGUACGGCGAGGUCGAGGAGAUGAACGUCUGUGAUAACCUUGGAGACCACCUGGUCGGAAACGUGUACGUGAAGUUUCGCCGUGAAGAAGACGCGGAGAAGGCCGUGAUUGACUUGAACAACCGCUGGUUCAACGGACAGCCCAUCCAUGCUGAGCUGUCCCCGGUGACCGACUUCCGAGAAGCCUGCUGCCGCCAGUAUGAAAUGGGAGAGUGUACGCGGGGCGGCUUCUGCAACUUCAUGCACCUGAAGCCAAUCUCCAGAGAGCUCCGGCGGGAGCUGUACGGGCGCCGGCGCAAGAAGCAUCGAUCGAGGUCCCGGUCCCGCGAGCGUCGCUCUCGGUCUAGAGACCGUGGCCGCGGUGGUGGCGGCGGCGGCGGCGGCGGGGGACGGGAGCGCGACAGGAGGCGCUCCAGAGACCGGGAACGAUCAGGGCGAUUCUGAGCCGUGCCGUUUUUACCGUAUGUCUGCUAGAAAGUGUUGUAGUUGAUUGACCAAACAAGUUCAUAAUGGGAAUUUUUUUUAAAAAACAACAAAAAAAAACAAAGAUGGGUUUCUGAAUAAAAUUUGUAGUGAUACAGUA